AUGGUCGAGAGGCUUGGCGGUGCCCCUAUCGCCAAUGCCGCCGCCGCCGCCGGUGGCCGGGUCGGCACGGCCCGCGGCAACGGCGGUGGCUUCCCGCCACACCCCGCGGACGAGGAUGUUGUGGACGACGGCGGCGUCUUCCCGCAUUAUUCUGCGCGCGCGGCCGCGGGUAGGCGUGACGGAGGCGGCGGAGGCGGCGGCGGCGGAGGGGGGCGGAGCGGAGGUGGCCCUCAGGAGUGGUCCCGGCAACAGCGGCACGCUCAACAGCAGGAGCUGCACCCCGCCCGCGGCAGGGCCGGGUCUGCCUCCGACGGCCAGGUCGCGGCACCGUCGAGGCCACCAAUGCCCGGGGCAGGUGCCACCCCUGCCGCAGCCUCGGUGGCGGAGCAGUUUGGGGGAGUAGGGGACGGAAGAGGACCGGGCAGAUCGCGCGGCGUCGCCGACGCUGUAGAUUACUACGACCACGACCACCCUUAUUACCGGAGAGAUCGGGAGCCGCGCGGAGGGGGCGGGCCGGCGAUGGGCGGCAGGGGGCGCCAUCCCUACAACGAUGUCGGGCCGCCAAUGGGAGCGCAAGGCAGCCCAGCAGCGGUUCCGGCUGCUCACCAUCCCUACCCGGGGCCGCCGCGGGCCGACCACGACCAUCACCGUGCUGGCAGCGGUGCCGGCGGCCGCGGGGGCGGCGGGCGGCCGCGCUCUCCGGUACAAAUGGCCGCACGCGGAAGCCCUCGGAGCAGCGGGCACCCGAUGAGGCCCCCCGACCGCGGCGGCGAAGCGGUUUUGCCGCCACGCUACGUGCGGGCUUCUCCACCGAGCAUCAACCAGACGCUGUGCGAGGCGAUCGAGAGGGUUUUUGAGCACAGAGAGAAGAUGGCCGGAGCGGGGGUCGGCGUCGGCGGGCGUGUGGCGUCGGCGGCGGUGACGGAGGGGUCGAACACGUCGACGGGUCUGAGGGGAGACGCUGAGAUGAACGGUGGGAGGAGGGGGGCAGCCCCCCCCCCCCGUGGUGUCUCGUCGUCGCUGGCGUUGGAUGCUAAGAAGGCGACCCUAAGAAUUAUCGCCAUCAUGGAGAGCUUCGAAGGACGGCUGAACGAUGUCAUGCGCGAUGCGAGAGCGAGGGCGGAGCUAGACGCGAUCUUCCCGGGGAUGCACGAGCGAGAGUUCCGUGCCUUGCUGGAGGAGUGCAUUGAGCGCUCGCAGCUUGAGCGAUGGGGCCGCAAACGGACAUGCUGCGGCAGCCAAGACCCGUGUCCCGAGGUCCCUCCGGCAAAGGAGCGCGUCACGGUUGCAGCAUCAUGUGCUGCGCAAGACACGUACGGCAGGAUGGAGGCCGAGCGCAUGUACCUGGAGAGGGAGCGGGCGUACCGGAGAGACCACCCGGGGCACCCGCACGAGCCGCCGCCGCCGCCGAUAUACCAGGAGAUGCGGGAUCGCGAGGAGCGCUUCUACGCGUCGCCGCGGCGACCGUACCCUCACCCGGACGUGGCGUACCACGACGAGGGUUACCUCCGGAGGCGUCCCGGCGCCGUCGGCGCGUACCACGAGCAGCGCCCCCCGGUCGCCGCCGCCCGCGGAGGCGGGGGCGGUUUCGUGCACGCGAACCGCGCGCUGGGCCCCGAGGACUCGUCGCACAAGUACCACGACGCGGAGCUGGAGGCGCCGUCGUACCCGCAGUACGCCGCCGCCGCUGGGCGGGGGCGUGGCGUUCCGCCUGAGGAGGCCGCAGCGGCGGCGGCAGCGGCGGCGGCCGCGGGGAUGGCGGGCCCGCCGCCCCUGUACAAGCCGCCGGUGAGGCGGGGGCCGGGGGUGGGGUUAUCGCAGCCGUCGGAGGGCGGUGCAUACCACCGCCACGGCCACCACCCUCGAGGCGGAGGUAGCGGCGGCGGCGGCAGCCACCAUUCCUCCGCACCGACCGACGACAGCCCCCCCGGUCACGACCGGAGGAGAGUCGGCGCGUCGCCCCCGGGGGCGCAGUCCCUCCGCGGCGACACGCGACCCCGCGGGGGCUCCGUGGCAUCGCUACCGCCCUCGACCUCCCGACCCAGGGUCGUCACCAAUGGCACCGGCGGUGAUGGUCGCCUCGAGGAUGACGGCACCAGCUCGACCACGUCCCGGCCGGACGACCCGAAGCAGCGCUCGUCGGAAGAGCGCGGCGACGGCGGCGGCGGCGGGGGUCGCCACCCGGCCGCCUCCGGCGGCGCGAGGCCGCGGGUGGACUCUCUCGCUGGGGAGGACUGCGACGUAGGGAAGCCGUUCUGCGAGGUGGUGCGCGACGCGUCGGGGCUGACGCGGUUGUUCAUCCCGGAGACGCCCCCUGUGGUGCCGCGGCGGCCUCCCAGCAAGGGCAACAAGCGGGAGACGCUGGGGGACAUCGCCCACCGCAUCCCGGUGACGGUGAUGCGGCCCUACUUCAACUACCCCCUCAGGACGGCGGCGGAGGCGAUGAACAUCUCGGUGACGACCCUGAAGCGACUGUGCCGCCGCCAUGGGGUGAAGCGGUGGCCGCACCGGCAGAUCAGCGGGAUCAACCGAGCCAUGGCCCACCUAGAGUUCCAGCAGGACCAGGCGGGGCGCCGAAAUUCUGAGAAGAUCACCACUCGCAACAACCAGGUGUCCGAGCAGAUGCAGGAGCUCCUACGCCGACGAAAAGUCAUGAUCGAGCACGCUUUCGAGAGCGACGAUGGAGGCUCAAGGCAGCAGUGGAAGUCCUCGGAUAGCGAAGACGAGGACGGCGGCGGCGGCGGCGCGGGGGGUGGUGACCCGGAGAGCUUCUCGGACGCCAACCCCGACCACCAUCACUCCUUUGCACCCAAGCGUCGUGCCAUCAAGGACACGGCUGCUAUCAGCAACGGGAACGCGUGGGGGCGGUGA
Messenger RNA from Ectocarpus siliculosus, 2871 nucleotides. Lineage: Eukaryota; Phaeophyceae; Ectocarpales; Ectocarpaceae. The record is from the annotation of a GenBank genome assembly.